Messenger RNA from Fimicolochytrium jonesii, 2391 nucleotides. Its product is annotated as asparaginase-domain-containing protein. Gene Ontology annotation, biological process: amino acid metabolic process. Gene Ontology annotation, molecular function: protein binding; asparaginase activity. The record is from RefSeq and is a predicted model, not a curated record. Bases 1 to 2391 code for a protein of 796 amino acids. Lineage: Eukaryota; Fungi; Chytridiomycota; Chytridiomycetes; Spizellomycetales; Powellomycetaceae. The transcript is spliced from 13 exons.
AUGACCGCCGCUACUCCAACGCAGCAGCCGAUCUAUAUCAACGAUGCGGUCAACUCGGUCGUCGCCGCCGACGUUUUGGAGGACAUGGUGGGGCAGGACGUCUCCCGCGUCCUUAUCAUCUACACUGGAGGCACUAUCGGAAUGAAGAACACACCUGAGCACGGCUACCGACCCGAACCCGGCUAUCUCUCGAAGACACUGGCGCAAAUGGUGCGCUUCCACGACCCAAUUGGGUUCGCAGCGCAAACCUCGGGGCGGGGCGGGAACUUGGAUAGCGAGGCGUCCCAAUAUCCUUUGACGAAUGCGGUUAAUGUGCCCCUACGACUGCCGCGGGCGGAUGGCAAAGUCUCGGCAAGCGGGGAUCAUGCCAACCAUCCAAUCAUUAAUGGGACGCCGGUGGUGAGAGUGAGGAAACCGGCUUUAAUUACGCCGCCUUCGCUUUAUGGGAAACGGAUCAGAUAUUCCAUUCUGGAGUAUGAGCCGCUUCUCGAUAGUUCAAACAUGGUCAUGAACGACUGGGUGAAGAUCGCCACCGACAUCGAGGUCAACUACACAUUGUUUGACGCAUUCAUAGUGCUCCAUGGGACCGACACCAUGGCUUUCACGGCUAGCGCGUUGAGCUUCAUGCUCGAGAAUCUUGGAAAGACGGUGAUCCUGAGCGGGUCUCAGGUGCCGCUAUCCGAACUUCGUAACGACGCCGUCGACAACGUACUUGGGGCUCUGACGAUUGCUGGGCACUUUGUGAUUCCGGAAGUCGGGCUCUUCUUCAAUAACAAGUUCUACAGAGGCAACCGAUCCUCGAAAGUUGAUGCGGUAGACUUCAACGCGUUCGAUUCUCCAAAUCUACGGCCGUUAGUGAAUGUGGGGAUCAACAUCGAUGUGUCAUGGGAGGAUGUCCUAAGGCCUACAGCCAUCGCCAGAUUCCAAGCGCACAAAGUAAUGGAACCGUCCGUAGCCACCCUCCGGUUGUUUCCCGGCAUCACGGAAGCCACUGUCAGGGCUUUCCUGUCGCCGCCCAUCAAGGGUGUUGUCUUGGAGACCUACGGAUCUGGCAACGCACCAAACAACCGACAGGAUAUUCUGACAGCGUUCAGGGAAGCAAGUGAUCGAGGAGUAGUCAUAGUCAACUGCACGCAGUGCAAGCGAGGACUGGUAACAGAUCUGUACGCCACGGGAAAAGCGCUUCUACAAGUUGGGGUAGUUCCGGGAGCGGACAUGACGCCAGAGUGCGCACUAACCAAACUCAGUUACCUCCUCGGCAAACACUACACCCCCCACGAAUGCCGCAACCUCAUCCGCCGCAACCUCCGCGGCGAACUGACAGUCCUCUCCCGCAGACAACGCUUCACCUACCAACAAGGCGCGCAAGGGCUCGUCCAUUCCGUCAUGUCCCUGCUGGGCGUCGUGCCUCCCUCGGUGGUGAAGAACGAGGAUGCCAAUGACAAGGCGAAGGAACCGGACGCGAAUCUGCCGGCGGUUGAGAAAACGCUCGUGCCGAUUCUGAUGUGCCAGGCGGCGAAGAUUGGGGAUAUUGAGGGGUUGCAGUCGUUGAUUGAGGAUUAUUAUCCGUUGAUUAAUCAUGGGGAUUAUGAUGGGCGGACACCACUACACAUCGCCUGCAGUGAGAACCAAAAAGCCAGUGUAGAAUUUCUGCUCCUCCACGGUGCCAACGUGCAUCUCCGCGAUCGCUUCGGGCAUUCUGCGCUCUGGGACGCCGUGAGAUCACGCCGCCCGGCGAUCGCGAAACUGUUGAGGGAGGCGGGUGCGCAUUUCUCGGAAGAGGAGUUGGAGGAGGCUGCUGCGAAGUUGUUCAGUGCGGUGCUGAAGGAUGAUCUAGAGCUAUUCAAAUUCUUUGUCGGCGCUGGAGCGGACCUCAACAAACCUGUUCAUGACGGAAGAACGUCGCUGCAUAUGGUCUGUCGCGCAAAACGAACCCCCAUCCUAAACUACAUCAUCGACCACGCCGUCGAAGUCGCCCAGAAAAACACCCUCGCCUUCUCCGACGACCGCGCCACCCCACCCAUCACCACCGACUCCCCAACAGCACCCAUAGCCACACAAUCACCACCCUCCCCCAAACUCAAACGCCCACCAACCCCAAUCACCCCAACCUGGCACCGUCCCGCAUCCCCACUCUCCGCUCACCCCACCCGCAACAACUCCAACGGGGCAACAACACCCGCCAACGCUCUCCCCCCUACACGCGACGUGCCGCCGUCGUGGGUGGAGGUACUCCUGGACCCGGUGGAUGAUUGGGGCGCCACGCCGCUCGAGGAGGCGCGCGAGGCGGGCGAGGAGGGGAAGGAGAUUGUGAGACUGUUGAGUGAGGGGAUGGAGAGGGUGAAGGCGGUUAGGGCCGGUGCGGUGAAGGUAGAUGGUGUCAGUGCGUAA